This is a messenger RNA of Dentiscutata erythropus, 423 nucleotides long. NCBI's taxonomy places the organism in Eukaryota, Fungi, Glomeromycota, Glomeromycetes, Diversisporales, Gigasporaceae. The record is from the annotation of a GenBank genome assembly.
AUGAAAUUGAGGCAGAUUAUUAAGGAGAAUACUAGACAUGAAGUCAAAAAUAUUAAACUCAAGUCGAGAGUCAGAAAGCUUGAAGCCAAACUUGCAAUAUUGGAGCAGUUUAAAACUAUCGAAGCAGAUCGAAGAAGUACCAAAGGUAUCAGAUCAAGGAAAGACAUUAAAGGAUAUAGAGAUACAGUAGAUACUUUUUUAGAUGAAGUUCAAAAGAAAAGUAUUAGCAAUAAGAUUAGAAAAUGCAAUAGAGAAAAAAAACUUAGUAAAGCAAGACAAGAACAAAUAUCAUUACAAAAAAUAUCUAAUACUGUUGUCUCUAGUAUCUCUUCUUCUGAAAAGCCUACAAGUACAAAAAAUGGAAAUGAAUUAAUUCAAGAAAUUUCUCACAACAUUGAUGAAUCUAAUACUUUAUCUAUUUAA